UGUCACAAGAACGAACAUGACGACCAUUAAUAGAGUUUCGCAAGUGGAGUACGCUUGCGGAUGGAACUUCUACACGAUGAAAUUCAUGGGUAUAUGGCCAGAAGAAAGAAAGUUCGAUCGAAUCUCGAGCUACAAAGUAUUAAUAGGGAUUAUCUUCAUCCUCUCAUUCUGCACUAUACCUCAAUACAUACUACUCUAUUAUGAUCGACGUGAUUUCGACUUGGUUAUAGAAAAUCUAUCUUUAGACACCAUAAACGGAACGAUCUCAUUCGUAAAGAUGAUCUUCUUCUGGUUUAACGGAGGACUCAUAUCAAUUGUUUCCAUUGAAGCAAUAAAAGAUCUUCUCCGCGCAAUGGAGGAAGAUUGGAAGGAAGUAUCUAUGAAGGAAGAUGAAACGAAAAUGAUGAAAUACGCAAAAUUCAGCAAGAAUCUAGCUAUGAGUGCAACCCUUAUUUGUUAUGCUGUCAUCGUUAUAUAUACUAUCAAGAGAUGCCUAUCGAUGCGUACCGAGGGUCGUCUUCUAUUCUUCCCUGCGUAUUUUCCAUUUGAGACAAUGACUAGUCCAACAUUCGAAUUUAAGUUCAUUGGUCAAAUGAUAGGUACAACUUAUUAUACAGUAAUGUAUACGUCAGUGGAUACUUUCCUAGCCAUGUUGAUCCUUCACGUGUGUGGACAACUUUCGAGACUACAAAACGUUCUCAUCAAUUUGAAUUCCGCUACGAGACAAGAAUUUCAAAUCAAAUUAAGUUACAUCGUAAAAAGGCACGAUUAUUUGAACAGGUACCUAAUGAUUCAAUUCAUCGAUACGAUAGAAGAUCGAUUCAAUUUAAUGCUCCUCUUCCAAAUACUCGCUUGCACCGUGCAACUCUGUAUGGAAUGUUUUCAAGGACUUUUGUUAAUGGUCAAUGGAAAAAUGCAAGUAGUAGAGAUUGGAUUCUUCGCACUCUACAUCUCUUACGUUCUACUUCAAUUAUAUCUCUACUGCUACGUCGGUGAAAAACUUUGGUCCGAGAGUACUGAACUUGCUACUGCCGCAUACGAAUGUAAAUGGUACGAUUUACUACCGAACGAGGCUAGAUGCCUGAUACUGAUAAUCCGUCGAGCACGAUCACCUUUGCGUCUAACAGCAGGAAAAUUCUUUACUUUAAAUCAUGAACUUUACAGCAGCGUAACUUUUGUUAGAGCAUGCGCUAUGAAAGUAACCGAACUUAUGCUUCUCGAAAUAAGAAAGGAACCGCCCGGAAACAGUCCUUGGUACGUUCUUGUCGCAAAAGCCUACAUGGAUAAAAGUCGAGUGGAUGAUAAAAAAAUUUCACACGUCCAUUACGCUUGUGGCUGGAACAUCUACAGCAUGAGAUUCAUGGGUCUUUGGCCGGAUGAGAAGUUGAUCAGUCCAUCGGAGAACAUAAAAGUUUUCUCCGCGAUAUUUUUCAUGUUUUUUUUCGUAAGCUUACCGCAAACGAUAAAUCUUUUCUUCAUAUGGGGUGACUUCGAUCUGGUCGUAGAAAAUCUGUCUAUGGAUAACAUGACCAUUUCUAUUGCGAUUCUGAAGACUAUCGCUUUUUGGCUUAAUGGAAAAUCCCUGAAAGGACUGUUAAACUUCAUGGAGAAGGAUCGCAAGGAAGCUACGAAAGAAGAUGACGUUAAAAGGAUGAUGAUCGUAGCUGAAAUUUCAAGAAAAAUAACCAUAACGGCCAACAUAAUGUGUAACAGCCUCGUCGUUUUUUACGCCAUAAUGCAUUUGGCAACAAAUUAUGCAAACGCCCGUGGACUCUUCUUCCCAGCCUAUUUUCCAUGGGAAACGAAACCCAGUCCAAAUUAUGAAUUAAUCUUUUUCGGACAGUUAAUGGGCUCCUUUUAUGCUUGCGCUACUUAUUCCGUGGUCGACACAUUCGUCGCUACUCUGGUGUUACACGUUUGCGGACAAUUGGCUAAUCUGAGGCACGAGCUAAUUAAUUUGCGAAGCGAAACGAAUAAUGAAUUUCAGGCAAAGUUAGGACGCAUCGUGAAGAAACACGAAUACCUUAACGGAUUCACAGAAACGAUUGAAAAAUGCUUCAACAUUAUGUUACUGAUUCAGAUGUUAGGAUGUACCAUAACACUCUGCUUGGAAAGCUUUCAAACGCUCGAAUCUCUAACAGGUGAAAAGGAUAAAUUCUUUCUAUUGGAACUCGGAUGCGCAGCAUUCUACGUCUGUUAUAUCCUAAUUCAACUUUAUCUCUAUUGUUACGUGGGCGAGAGACUUCUUUCAGAGAGUACAGAAAUGGCGAGUGCUGCCUACGAAUGCGAAUGGUACAAUUUGUCACCGAACGAAGCAAAAUGUCUCAUACUGAUCAUGCGCCGCGCGAGAUCGCCCUUGCGCAUUACAGCUGGAAAAUUUUGUUCCUUCAAUCAUGAGCUUUUCAGCGAAGUCGUUAGAACAUCAAUGGGUUAUUUAUCGGUUCUCUACGCAGUGAAGACCGAAGAAUAAAAAUAAACAUACAAUGUCUGUAAACAAAAUAUUAUUGUAAAGUCU
Vespa mandarinia (Asian giant hornet) is the source of this 2515-nucleotide messenger RNA. RefSeq names its product odorant receptor 13a-like. NCBI's taxonomy places the organism in Eukaryota, Metazoa, Arthropoda, Insecta, Hymenoptera, Vespidae. Gene Ontology annotation, molecular function: olfactory receptor activity; odorant binding. Gene Ontology annotation, cellular component: plasma membrane. The record is from RefSeq and is a predicted model, not a curated record. Gene Ontology annotation, biological process: detection of chemical stimulus involved in sensory perception of smell; sensory perception of smell.